Molecule: messenger RNA, 1095 nt
Organism: Monoraphidium neglectum
Lineage: Eukaryota; Viridiplantae; Chlorophyta; Chlorophyceae; Sphaeropleales; Selenastraceae
Exons: 2
Coding region: 1-1095 (364 amino acids)
Source: RefSeq, a predicted model, not a curated record
AUGACCACCGCCCCAGCUGCGCCAGCGGCAUCUACAACGCCGCAGCAGGCCGCCACUCCGGCGCCGCUGCCAUCCGCCGCACAGCGCGCCGUGCCGGGCCCCGCCCCGCUGACCCGCACCGCGCUGCCUCUUUACACCUCCUCGGCCCCCGCCGCGGCCGCCGCUGCCGCCAAUGGGACGGCCGCGAGGCGGCGGCGGCGCCGGCGGCAGCGCCGCCAGGCAUCUCCCUCGCCGUCGCCGGCUUUCUUAGCUCGCCCACAGCAGCUGCAGCAGCUGCAGCCUGUGGGCUACAGCACUGCAAAGGAACGCGCGGAGGUGGUCUCAGCAGGCUCGUUGCAGCUGCCGCAGCGCGUCCAGGCCGCGAGCCCCACACCGACGCUGCCGCAAGCGCAGCAGCAGGCGGUCUUUGAGCGCCUCAGCUCGAUGCUGGGCGGGCAGGUGCGGGGGCAGGCAGGCGCGGGGGCUGGCAGCAGCAGCGGGGACGAGCACGCACAGGCGCGGGCGGAGGGCGGGGACCUGGGGCGGCGGCGGCGGCACCGCCGCCUUAGUGCGCGGACGCUCAAGCAGGCCCCAGCUGGCCGCGGGCCGCCGCCCGACCUGGCGCAGCUGCUGCUGGCCCUGACCGCCCCUCCGGUCACCACCGCCAGCCAGCAGCAGGCGGUUCCACCGCCCAUCAACAUCGCGCAGCCGCGGCCGCCGGGCGACGCCGGCGGCGGCGCGGCGCUCAGCACGGGCGGCGCCGUGGCCGCGGGUGCGCGCAACGCGGCGGUGGUCAACGUGGUGCGCGCAGAGCAUGGCGUGGUGAACCCGGUCAAUGACGUCACCGUGCUCAACCCGCGCGGGCAGCCGCAGGGUCAGAUUCUGCAGCAGCAGCUGACCUCGAUUGAAAACGACGCCCUCUCCGUCGGCAUCGACGUCGCGCGCGGCGGCGUAGUCGGCGAGAUCACUUCGCCGGUCAUGCCGCCGCCUUUGACCGGGCGCAACCUGGUCAACGUCUGGGACUGCGGGCGGCUGGUGCAGCAAAGCUACUACGGGUGCUCAGACGGAUCGUGCUGGGCGUCCAAGCCUUGGCGGUGGAACCCUGGUACCGUGUAG